GAGUGAAUAUCUGGUGGUGUAGUGGAGUGGUGUAUGAGUGUGUGCGGUCGGACUGUGGUUGUGUUUCAGCCGUGCUAGUGUUGAUAACGACAGACUCAGGACGCGUUUCAUCGCAGAGAGAUGGGAAUUCAGAAGAAAUGGCUCUGAAACAAACCAUUCUAACGCUGCUGGCCCUGGUCGCGGUAUCCGCCGUCGGUCAUGCUCUGCGUUGUAACUGCACAAACUGUGAGAAGACUGGUUAUGAGUGCGAGACCGAUGGCGCCUGCAUGGCUUCAACAUACUACAACCAGGGGAAGCAGCAGCAACAUGUACGCAUCUGUAUCACCCGGGACAACCUGGUCCCGCCUGGACAGCCUUUCUACUGUCUGAGCGCUGAAGGGGUGCUCAACACGCAUUGCUGCUAUGUAGAUUACUGCAACAGUAUUGAUCUGAAAGACCCAGUUCCGACCAAGGCAGGGAGUGACUGGACAGGCCAAGGCAGUCCUUGGGGGCCAGUGGAGCUGGUGGCGGUCAUCGCAGGGCCAGUGUUUCUGUUAUGUGUGCUUUUGAUGGUCGGCGUGUUCCUCUUCCAGUAUCACCAGAGGGCCUACAGCCACAGGCAGAGGCUGGAGGUAGAGGACCCCUCCUGUGACCAUCUGUACAUGGCCAAGGACAAAACCCUGCAGGACCUCAUCUAUGACAUGUCCACCUCUGGAUCUGGCUCAGGUUUGCCACUGUUUGUGCAGCGGACGGUGGCCAGGACUAUUGUGCUACAGGAGAUAAUAGGAAAGGGUCGGUUUGGUGAAGUGUGGAGAGGGAAGUGGCGCGGGGGAGACGUGGCGGUGAAAAUCUUCUCAUCCAGAGAGGAACGCUCCUGGUUCCGAGAGGCCGAGAUCUACCAGACAAUCAUGCUACGACAUGAAAACAUCCUCGGAUUCAUUGCUGCAGAUAAUAAAGAUAACGGCACAUGGACUCAGCUGUGGCUCGUGUCGGACUAUCAUGAGCACGGCUCUCUGUUUGAUUACCUGAACCGCUACUCCGUCACCAUCGAGGGCAUGAUCAAACUCGCACUGUCGGCAGCCAGCGGCCUGGCACACCUACACAUGGAGAUCCUCGGCACUCAGGGUAAGCCUGGUAUCGCUCACCGUGACCUCAAGUCUAAAAAUAUCCUGGUUAAGAAGAACAACGUGUGUGCCAUCGCUGACCUCGGUCUGGCCGUCCGCCACGAGUCCAUCACAGACACAAUCGAUAUAGCACCGAACCAGCGCGUGGGCACUAAGAGGUAUAUGGCUCCAGAGGUUCUGGACGAAACCAUCAACAUGAAGCACUUUGAUUCCUUCAAGUGUGCUGACAUUUACGCGCUGGGCCUGGUCUACUGGGAAAUUGCGCGCCGCUGCAACACGGGAGGCAUUCACGAGGAGUACCAGCUGCCCUACUACGACCUCGUCCCGUCAGAUCCCUCCAUAGAGGAGAUGAGGAAGGUGGUGUGUGACCAGAAACUGAGGCCCAACGUGCCCAACUGGUGGCAGAGCUACGAGUCGCUGCGUGUGAUGGGGAAGAUCAUGAGGGAGUGCUGGUACGCCAACGGAGCGGCCAGACUCACCGCCCUGCGCAUCAAAAAGACUCUGUCUCAGCUCAGCGUGGAGGAGGACGUCAAGAUGUGAGCGCCGGGGCGACCCCGGGGGAGGAGGGGGGGGGAGACGCGCUGGAGACGCACAGCCAGACCCCACAGAAACACUCCGAUAGGAAACAAACACUAAAGACAGACUGCAAAGACAAAAAAACCCUGCCAGUUUUAAAGCCACACUCCAAGUUGUGACAAGGCCUACCUCACCUUUUUAGCCAAAACUACUGAGAAUCCCCCGCCCCCACCAGAACAUUUCUCCCCCCUGCCUUCCUUUGACCCUUGUGUUUCCUUCCUGUGCCCGUUGACCCCUCCCCUCUCCUCCCUCCCUUCCCUUCUCCAUGGGCCACAACACCACAGCACUACCACUGUUAAUAUCAUCUCACUUGACCUUUUUUCUGUUUUCCAUUAACCAUGGCAGGAAUUAUUUCUAUUGUACAGUGAUGGGAUUUUUUUUCUUCUGUUUUUUUUUUGUUUUGGUUUUUACCUCUGAAACUUUCCCAUGAUGGACAAACCUUGUCCAGAAGAGUCGAGCAUGUUGCAGGUUUAUAAGUUUUUAAAUAGCACGCGUGUUCUGUUGGCCAUUCUGUCACUGAGUGUGUGUGUGUGUGUUAGGGGGCGUCGUUUCUGUGGCUACAUCCACACUACUGCAUUUAUGUCUAAAGCCACACACGUAAAAAGACAAUAAUUACUCAUUGCAUUUAAAUCUGCUUCCUGUUUACACCUGAAUGGUCAUAUAUUCUGGUGUGUUAUUAAGGACGCAGAUUAAUCCUGAUAUGGUGCUUCAGUGUCCGUUUUGGACACGGAUUAAGUAUUCGUAGUAUGGAUGUAGCCCAAGACACUGGUACGCCCUCUGGUAUCAACUGUAGUUGUAGACAAAAGCGGCACGAGCGGCUACGUCGUGCUUUCGCUAAAAAAAAAAUUCAAAUAAAAAAAAAAAUCCCACAGACAGAAAUGUAACUGGAGCUUCCUCAUCACGCGACGUGUGAGACGUGUGAGACAUGUGAGACCUCGCCUCAUCAGGGACGUGGUUCCCGUCCUGGUGUUAGUUUGAAAUGUGGCAGGGAAUAAUGUUUGGGAUGGUUUUUUUUCUUUGUUUUUAUUAUUUAUUUGUCGAUUUUGAUAUUUUUUAUUUCAUAUUGAUGAACACUGUGAGAUGAGAUGUGUGUGUUGGGGGUGGAAUGUAACGUUCACCGUUAUUCUUCUUCAGCGGACGUCGGGGUGGACGUAGCCAUAACCCCGCAGGUGAGCGCUAAUGACAUCAUGCAAACUGAGCAAAUAAGAAGCGUAUGAAAAUGGCAAUGAAUUUAGUUUUGGGUGUUUUUCCAGAUAUGUUUUGUGUUUUAUGUAAAGAUAUCAUGAUGAGUGUUUUUCCUUUUUGACAUUAGACACUACUGAUGGGUACAUAUGAUUUGUGUAUAUAUAAAAACAUGCAUUUGUUCCUUUUAUACCACAAGCACCAGUGUGAUUUGUUGUUGUUUUGGCUUGAAUGGUACUUUUCAGAAGUCUUUACUGUGAUCUGUCUGCAUGGUUUCCAACUGUGCCAGGAAAUAGUCUGUGUCACCUGCUGGAAUUUGUUUUUCACGUGCUCCCCUCAUGGCAGUUUGGUGGUACUACUGAUCCCAGUUCAUUUUUUAUUUUAUUUUAUUUUUUUUAAAUCUACAAUUGUUAGAAACACUUUGAGUUCUCGUCAGAGCUCGGUAAUGCAUCUCCUUCUCAUUUACACUGGAAUAUCAAGGAGCGGAUUCUCUUUUAUUCUGGUGUUUUACGACUGUUGACACAUAUACAGUAUGACGUAGUCGAGGACUGACACGCUGUAAAGUAAAAGUGCACGUUUUCCUUCUACUUUGUUGCCUGCAGCUGUGAGUAGUGGCCACACACACACACACACACAAAGUAUUAACACUGACAUGUUGUCACCAUUGGGCUGUGCACUGUUACGUCCACAUGGACUUCAGUUAAUGUUGGUUUAUUCCAUCACUUGACCCAGAAUCCAUGUCCUGUGAGUAACCAUUUUGCAUGCAGUCUCAAACACUGGGUCCUCUACUCUGAGGUAAAUUAACGUCCCCUCCUCCUCCUACCUGGUUCCUUUUUUCUUUCCUUUUUUCUUUUUAAUCUCCCUUUAGUUCAGGUUGUUGGUUGUGUACCCCAGAAAUGUUGCUGCUAUUGUAAACAUGGGUAGAUGUCCAGCAGAGGAGGAGGAGAGACAGACUGCUGUCAGUUGAAGCAAAAUUGUCAAAAAAAAAAAAGAGAAUCUCACCCUGUCCAUGUUUGGUUUGUUGCCAUCAGACAUCAUGUUCAUGUAUGUAAUACUUCAAGAUUUUCAGAAAUCAUGUUGUGCAAAAUCUUUUCAGAAUUAGUUGAAAACAUGUAUAUAGAUGAUGAUAAAACAUUAAAUUCCUCUUUUUCUUA
Molecule: messenger RNA, 4015 nt
Organism: Solea solea (common sole)
Lineage: Eukaryota; Metazoa; Chordata; Actinopteri; Pleuronectiformes; Soleidae
Gene: acvr1ba
Product: activin A receptor type 1Ba
Exons: 9
Coding region: 138-1643 (501 amino acids)
Biological process (GO): protein phosphorylation; cellular response to growth factor stimulus; nervous system development
Cellular component (GO): activin receptor complex; plasma membrane
Molecular function (GO): activin receptor activity, type I; ATP binding; activin binding
Source: RefSeq, a predicted model, not a curated record